AUGGAAACGAUUAAUAAUGAUGAUAGAGGCCAAGUGCCUUUAUCAGAAGUGGGAUUUGCAGGACAAAGAUCUGAAGAGAAUAUGCAAAGUAAUAAAGCGUCGACGUCAUCGCAGGAACCCAGCUUUCUACAGAAUAUGGAAAUGUUACUAACUAGAUUAUUAGCGGCUACUCAUGCGCAACCUACGAGUAAUCCUCCGAUACAAUUGAUUCAGUUUGACCCUGAUUGUGUGGAUGCGGACAUAGAAGGUCGCUUUACGGGAGCAUGUCACCGUUGCGGUGUGCCAGGACAUAGAGCUAUUGACUGCCGUAAAAAGCGCGAAGACCCUAGUUCCGUAGAAAAGACACCGAGCCAAUCGUUUAGAAUACCUGAUAAGACGCGAGUGAUUACGUGCUAUGUAUGUGGACAGUCGGGGCACCUCGCGUCAACAUGCCCAGAAAGAAAAGGAGGGAGCAGCGCACAGAUAGUCAAGGAGGUCAACAUCUGCGAGCGCAAAUCAUCGAUGAGCACGUUAACUACAUCAUCUGGUGAGCCCGUUUCAUUUCUUUUUGAUAGUGGAUCUGCUUGUUCGUUAGUCACAUGUAGCUUUUCUAAAAAGUUUUCGGGUACGAUUGAAAAUAAUUUGGUAUAUUUAACAGGAAUAGGUAGAGAAAAUGUAAAAUGUAAUUCACAAGUUCUUAGUUCCAUCAAUGUACAAGGUAUUUCAUUAUCAGUAUUAUUUCAUAUAGUACCGGACGGCACCAUUGCAGAGCCCGUAAUUUUAGGUCGAGAUUUAUUAGAAAAUAACAUUCAUGUCGAAAUCAAUAAUGACCAUCUUAUAUUUUCAUUACGUAAAGAUAUUAGUGUAACUGAAAAACCGAACUAUUUUAAUUUUCUAAAUACAGAUCUAGACGGUGAUAAUAAAAUUGCUCUAAUUAAAAUACUGCAAAAAUACAGCGACUGCUUUAUCGAUGGCAUUCCGACACGACGUGUUUCUACAGGUGUAUUACAAAUAGAUCCGAUUGACCCCACUAAAACUGUACAAAGGCGCCCUAUAGAU
This is a messenger RNA of Brenthis ino (lesser marbled fritillary), 1038 nucleotides long. The record is from the annotation of a GenBank genome assembly. Lineage: Eukaryota; Metazoa; Arthropoda; Insecta; Lepidoptera; Nymphalidae.